GCCAUGCGCGAAGACGUUAAAUAUUUGCAGACGGAGUUGGACUGUCGGAAAUAAAUAAAUUGGCACUUCUGGGCCUCUGCUGCUUAAGAAUUUCUACUUGGGUCGUUACUGGUUCUAUAAGUUACGGGUAUUGUAAGGCGCAUGUCUGAAAUGGACGAUGCAGUGGGAUCAGUGGAGUGAGGCCUCUUUAGACCUCUUGGAUAUAAAGGUUUUUCACGGAUCACAGUUUCAGUUCUGUAUGUUAACUGAAAUUUGUGCGCAUCGACAAGUAUCUCAUCUAGAGUGUAUCUCUUGAAACUUGUAUAAAACGAAAUGUCGAUCAAUGCUGCAAAAGCAUUCCUAUACCAAGGGAAAACGGCUUUGCUUAUUUGUGAUGUUCAGGAGAAAUUUGUUAAAGCUAUUUUUGAGUUUGAUAAGAUUGUCCACAACUCUACGAAAUUGAUAAAUGCAUUUAAACUCUUGGAAGUGCCUACGCUUGUUAGUGAACAAAAUCCUAAAGCCCUUGGAAAAACUAUUCCACAGUUUGAUAUUAGUGGUGCUAAAGGGCCCUUUGCAAAAAUGACAUUUAGUAUGUACACACCUGAGAUAUCUAAAGAAAUAUCCACAUUGUGCAAUGGCAGUCCUCCUGAGGCUAUUGUACUUAUUGGAGUGGAAACUCAUGUUUGUGUUGAGAACACUGCAAUUGAUUUAAGACGGCAUGGAUUCGAAGUACAUACAGUAGCAGAUUGUUGUUCCUCGCGUACUCAAGAAGAUAGACUACUUGCAUUAGAGAGAAUGAAGCAAAUUGGAUGCCAUAUAUCUACUUCGGAAAAUGUAAUUUUUAAACUAAUGGCGCAUGCUAAGCAUGAACAGUUUAAGAAGAUACAGGCUCUCGUCAAAACUCCUUCACAAUAUACUGGCCUGGUUGCAAUUUCAAAAAUAUAAUUUUUGUAUAUAUUGUUACAUAUGGUUUUGUUAAUACUGCAUUGAUAAAGAAUUUUUUUGAAAAUAAAGUUGUUACUAUAAACGA
Messenger RNA from Cephus cinctus (wheat stem sawfly), 1009 nucleotides. Its product is annotated as isochorismatase domain-containing protein 2. The record is from RefSeq and is a predicted model, not a curated record. The coding region runs from base 313 to 924 and encodes 203 amino acids. The transcript is spliced from 5 exons. Lineage: Eukaryota; Metazoa; Arthropoda; Insecta; Hymenoptera; Cephidae. Gene Ontology annotation, cellular component: cytoplasm.